AUGUUCAGAAAGAAGCCUCCUCCAGGUCAGUGCCCAACACCAAUGACACCAAACACUUUGACAGGCUCUGAUAAAGCUAGUUUUCUUAACUGGUGCCUUGAUUAUCUUGAAUUUGAAUAAGCUAGAGCUCUCCAAAAGAAUUACUUUUACAAUGUGUCGAUCUGGAAUAACCUUGGGUUUAAGUAAUGGCUUUGUUGAUUUUUGUCCAUUGCCACGUUGAAUUCAAACGGUUGAAAAACACCAAGUCAUCAAAGCUAUAGAGUUGUACAACUAUCUUUAUAUGCCAUUCAAUGUUUAUAUUUAAAAAAAAAAAAACUAAAGAGAAGGAUGCAAAAGCAGACCAGACGUGAAGUCCAGUUACUGAACUCCUGAAUUAUGCAGCUGAAACUGUGCUUUUAAAUCUGGGGGUCAAAGGGGGGUUUCUUAUAUUUGGAGCCUCAGGUUGAAAAACUGCAGAUCUUGGAACUUCUGAGUUGGCUUGAUUUAUCAACUCUUAUUGGACAGAUAUAUUGACUAGGACUUGUGAAGUCUUAAUUGCCUUUCCCUGAUUAAACAUGUUCUUAAUAACUCUAUUGUAUUUUAAUAAGGGAUGCAAAAUGAAUGUAUUGAGAAGAGACUUUUGUCUUUUUAUCAUCUAAACAGGCUCUGAUGUGCAUUACAUCAAGUAAACAAUGGCCACAGAGGGAAUUUCUGUUACAUGUUUGAUCCACAUACAGUAGCGAGAAUAUUUAUCUCAUCAUGAGUACCAAGUCACAGUUGUACAUGCUGUGCAGCAUAUACUGUUAAAUCCUGGAAAACAGUGUAACAAGGUGAUGCUGAAAAUAAGAUGACAGAGUGUAGGGGGAGACUUUGUGGUAUAUAUUUUGGUCAUGGAGGGUAAUUUGCUUGAUUAGACAGUACUCCUAUAGCAGCUAUCAUCUUUUAAAAUCAUGCCCAGGGUCUGAAACGUGCAUAUUGUUGUCAUGCAUUAUUAUGGUGUUUCCGGUUGCAAGUUACAUGAAUUUAAAUAAUCUGAGAUAUUGUGGUCAUUUUCACAGCUCUCUUACAGACUAACAGUACUGUGGACAGUAGAUAGUGACAUCAGGAGAGUGAUAGGGUCAUGUUUUAAGUUGUCAUAACGUUAACUAUGCAACAGUACCAGACGGUAUGGAUUUUUCACUUUAAACAUCUGGGAUUUAAUACUGAUAUGAGUUUCUCACCCUGAGCAUGACGCCACAGAAAGAUGGUCAUCACCACUGUGGGAAUACGGUCUGUGACGAUCUCAGGUGGGGCACUACGUAUAACAAUACAAGCUUUAAACAGAAUAAACAGUGAUGUUGACAAGUUCAAUCAUGUUAUAACCACAAGUAAAAAUCUUCACAGAGAAUCAAGGAUGUACAACUGUGAAAUUUGAUUAUAACGCUGUUCAAAUACUGUCUGCAAAAUACUGUCUACUGUGCGGCUGUAAUCAAUAGCCAAUGAUAUCAUGUGCAUUUGACUGUGCUCAGCUGAUUCCGUGCAGUGUGUAAUAUGUAGGUUUAGGUUUUUCUUCAGUUUUUGAGGACAAGUUUGUCGCCCCUUUUCUUUUACUCCGUCUCAGAUCUCUUCUUAAAAUAAAAGGCUAUAUGAUGUCUAAACAGUCUCAUGACCCUUCAAUUACAAGCAUGACUCAAUAUGAAGAAGGACAGACUAUAACUAGAGGAACACUUAGUAUGACUCCGCCAUUUGUGCAUCUGUUGUGAUGGUAGACUAUGCUUUGUCAGCUCCUAUACAUUUUCAUGCAUGUAAAGUAAUCUUUAGGUGAAGUGUGCACCCGGCAACCUUUAAGGCACCGGCACGGGGCUGGCCGCGCAGCACGUGCUCGGGCACCUGUCUGGACCUGCCCACUGCAGUGCCUUCUCUAUUUACACGCACGGGAUACCAAGCAGCUGCACGAGCGGACCUGGUAGAUCCAAAAUGGCACCCCAGUUUCCAUCUUUGUAUCCAGCCAGCCGCUCAGCUGUGAGUGCGCCCCGCAGAGGCAGUUGCCAUGGCGACAGCUAUUUACGUGAUUACGUAAUGGUUAUAGGGGACAGUGUUUAUGGUGGGGAUGGGACUCCAAGUGAUGAUGCAGGCGUUGCACGUGCACGUGAGUUGAUCGAUUAGGCGUGCGGAGCAACUUAACAGGCUACUUCUUGCAUAUCAAAGGGAUUGGAAAUUCUUGUUGUUGGAUCGGCAGUCGAUCAAUUUCAUAAAUCCUAACCCGAUCCAGCUUUUUCCCGGUCGACGAAUUGAUCUGCAGUCAGGACUGACCUUAUCACAACAAUGACCUCAGUGUUUCUGCAGCAGGAGAGAGAGAGAGAGAGGGAGAGAGAGAGAGAGAGAGAGGUGCACCUUCUGAGUUUACGCGCGUGCAUGUGUGUGUGUGAACGCGUGUAUUGGAGGCACAAACAGAGAGGCAGGGAUGGGACGGGGUGGCUGUUUGCUCAGUCCAACUUUAGUGUGAAGUUGAGAUCAGAGCUCCCGUGACGCGCGGAGAUGCGGCGAUCUCCCGUAUCUCCAGUUUGACGUGAAUUUAAACUGUGACUGUUCAACAAAAAGUCACGAUGACAAUACCGAAAGACAUCCCGGAGAAAUGGUUCCCUCUCGUUCUCCCAUUGCAAAGAAAGAAAGAGAAGGGACUGAUUGGAGCCAAAGGGAAAACGAGCCGGACAGGUAACGAGAUUGAACGACCUCUAAAAUCAUCAGCUUCACAUUGUCACAGUCUUCACCUUCAUCAUCAUCAUCAUUAUAACCAAGAUUGUACCUGCCCAUCUUACUUCACCAUCAAGGCUGAACCAAAGUUUCAUUUACCUCCAUUUCAAGCCUUGUCAUCACCUCAUCUGUGGUGGUCUUUUACCCCCAUUAUUAUAUGUAACUAUGAACAAAGAAGUAAAAGUGCGACCCGGAUUGUUUAUACUCCUUAACUGACUGCUGCCAACCAGGGUCACUUUGUCAUUCUUGUGAUUUAGUCCUGUGCCACAAAAUCAGGGGGUUAUUUUCCUGAUAUGACUCAGAGUCAAAGCUGACAACUCUGUGCAUCUGUGUUUACAAAACUGUGUUCAUGUGAGUGAAUUUUUGGUAAAUAAAUGGGAUGGUGCCCUUGCCUCUGCAGCCUGAGACACUGAUCAAUCUUGCAGGCGCCAGCCUCGGCUAUUACUGCACUGCCUCAUCUGUAUCCGUACUCCCUAACAAUCAGAAAUCACACUGCAUGUGCACCUUCAAUUGACCUCCAGCCCUCCAGUCUGUGUCACCUGCAUCCUAUUCCAAAUCACAAAUGAGAUCAUGCACUGUCUGAGUGUGUGUAUGUGUGUGUAAGUGUGUGUGUGUGCAAGUACUGACUGCAGACUAUGCCAUCUUCAUUUAACUUAAUCAGCUGCAGUGAGUGAUGAUCACUCCUGCGCAGAUCCUGACUUAGCUUUAUUCACGGCAGGGAUAAAAGCUUUUCCCAUAGUACAGUCUGACUGUGCGCUUCGGUCACUGUUGUUAUGACUCAAAUCUGUGUUCACUGUGUUUCUAGAGUGUGUGUCACUUAUGGAGACAUAAGGGGAGCUGUGGCACGUGUACUCUUUCACAUGUCCAUGCAGGGGGGGGCGGAGUUUAACUAGGUAGGGGGUAAAUAAAGGAAAAAGAAGAUGCUUAAGUCUGUCUUUGUUCUAUGAAACUGUAUUGAGUCUUUUAGUUUGGAUCAAUACUUUGUGUCUCAGUUGUUUAUGAAAUCCUUUAAUCUACAGCAGAGUUAGCCCCCACCUGAAAGUUCCCUGAUAAUGGUGCUUUAUAGAUUCAUGCAGACUUGCUGUGAAGCAUCUGGUCUGCGUCAGGGCUCCAAAUGCCCUUGAAGCUGUCAGACACAUUAAACACUUAAUGGGCAGUUUGCUAAAGAUGCUUGUGCAUCCACGUUGGUCAGCAAGCACAGGAGCGGGAGGGACAGACACCACCUGCUCCUGACAUCAGAUGCUUGGAAGUUCAGUGUCUCUAUGCUGGCACAAGCAUCUCUUCACCGGGGGUUAAUGCAGCUUUGGCACCACCCGUCAUUCUGAUCACGCUGCCCUGGAAAGCGAUGUAAUGUCCUUCAGGUGGACAGGAGAUGUGCCAGAGGUGGACAGGAAAGAGAGGGGUUGGAAAAGAUUCAACAGAGUGGAUGUUAGAGGAUGAUGUUCACCUGACGAUAUGACAAAUCUGAUAUUGCUUCAUGAACCAGUUGAGAAAAGAGGAGCUAUCGAAUGUCAUUAAACCAGAGCCUGAGUGCUAUGAUGCAACUUUAUACGUACACUUUAGGUCUGACAGCUGCAACAUGCGAUCAUUAAUAUGAACUUUAAACAAAUGCUGCAUCCCCUCCCUUUGGACGAAAAGGGCAGGUUUCUCAUAAGCUUAGGGAUACAUUAAAAAACACCACAUCUAUUUGGAUAACACACACACACAAAUUCACAUAAAAACUCUGUAAAGCUUCGUUUUAUAAGGACUACAAUGUUCUCAAUAGUGAGGCCAAAACUAAACACAUUCGCUGCACGCUUAGGUCAAGAAGUAGGUGUCCUCUCUAAUGUGAUAAAUAGACCAUCUGACAACUUGUCCCCGUCGUCUGGUGAAGGAAACCAGGACACUACCUGGUAUUUUGGGACUCAUGAAGAAAUAUCACAUUAGAAGUUUUGACCCUGCUUGAUUCUGAUCGGUUGGUGACCAAGAAGCCACGUAUCAGGUUCUGUUUGGAGUUGCAGUUGUUGAAGAUUUUGCAUCUCAAACUGCUCUCCCACUGUGACGGGAAAGUUAAGAUUAUUUACAGCCUGCAGUCUGCUAGUUUAGUUGUGCUUCUGUUAAGAAUUCUGGUGUUUCGUCAUGAGGAAAUGUAAUUAUUUUUUAUUUUUAUUCUUUAAAAUGAAUAUGACUUCCUUAUGUAAUGUUACUGUUUUUCUUUUUUAUUUCUGUGUCUUUGUGGCUGAAUAUUAGUAUGAUGUGUGUAUGAUGUAUAACUGAUAUGUAAGGUGUUUAACAUGCUCAUUGAGUUCAGACAUACAUGCCUGGUAAUUUAAUUGAUUAAUUUAUAUGCACAAUAUACAAGGUUAAUCUUUAUGUAGUGUAUCAAUAAUUUGUCGCUGGGUUACUCUUUUAAGACCAUUCUUGUAUGAACAUCGUACAUCAUUUUUGCAAUAUAAAAUAAGAAACCAUUUUUUAGAUGAUGUUGCCCAAACAUUCAGUCUCACCAUCAAUCGUUUUCUCCAGCUUUUAGCCUUUGAUUGCAACAAAAAACGCCUGACACUGUCUUACAGCCUGAUGCGAAAGGAAAGCUCAGAGUGUAUUGAUUUGAGUGGCCUGUGUUAUUUAAGUCUCGCUGAACAUACAGACAUAAAGAUGUCCCCUGAGUUGUUAGUAGAAAAAGGCGAGAGGGGGUUUCACAGCGCAGCAGAAACACAGGAAACCACAGAUCUUUGUUUAUGUGCGUGCAUGUGAUUGAAUUGGCAGUAGUCUCUGCUGGUUAUUUGUUGUCCGUUCCUGUGGCGCCUCAUUGCCUCGUAGUCAUCAGUCAAAAGUGUGUUAGAGAUUUUAUGGGUUUAGAGCUGCACAAAAGGACCCUUCUGCGCAAAAUAUGCUUUAGACCUGCAUUUUGUAACCGUGGGUGUGUGUGUGCGGGUAAACGGUAUGGUCCCGUGCAAAACAGGGCAGUCAUUUCAUUUAAAAAGCUGUCUCAUCAAUAUUAGAGGAGGCAGGCCUGGAGGAGGAGGAGGAGGAGGAGGGGAACUCCAAAAGUCUUUUGCAUCAGCAUUUACAGAAAUCUAAAAAACAGCCGAAAGGUUAAAGAACAGGGUUAGAAAGAACUGCACUAUAGAAAUGUGACUGUCUUCCUUUUAUUUACCUUUUGGUUGAAGUUUUAACAUCAGUGUAUAGCCUCAGUCUAGAUAAAACAUCAGGGUAUUUACUGGCAUCUGCUGAUCAGAGGUCAGAGAAAAUUGUUCCACUUAUUAGUUCUGGUGUGUGCUUAUUCAAGACAGAAUAACUGAGUGUGACAGUCUGUCUUCAGUGAUAAGACUCAAACAACCUCGAUCAGGCACUCCAGAUUCAUUGGUUUAUGAAAAAAUAUACAAACAGUGCAGACCCUCCUCCUCCUCCUUCUGUCUGUCUGUUUCUGUGUCACUGCUGAUAAAAACCUCUAAGAAUCACACCUGGGCUUUUGGACACAUAUGUGUUCUUGUUAUGAUGAUACCACUAAAUGAUUAAAUCUGUGUCUUGUGUUUUGCAGAGGAGGAAAGAAGAGUCAGAGCCAAUGACAGAGAGUACAACGAAAAGUUUCAGUAUGCAGUAAGAGAGAUUUGUUUCUACUGUAAAUGUUUAAGGACAUGAAGUCUAAAUAAGAAAGAAAAACAUCAGUGAAUUACUUUGAUUUCUUUUUCUCUUCUUUAUUCAGAGUAACUGCAUUAUGACAUCCAAGUACAACAUCAUCACCUUUCUGCCCGUCAACUUGUUUGAGCAGUUCCAGGAAGUAGCCAACACCUACUUUCUUUUCCUGCUCAUACUACAGGUGGGAUAAAUGGGAAAUGAAAACAUGAAGUGAAGAGGAAGAGAGAAUCUGUACAUGUGUCUGAUCUUUAACCAAUGUGUCUGUCUGUCCUUUUGCAGUUAAUACCUCAGAUCUCUUCCCUCUCCUGGUUCACCACCAUCGUGCCUUUAGCUUUGGUGCUGAGCAUCACUGCAGUAAAGGAUGCCACAGACGACUACGUAAGCGCACCUCAUACAGUGCUCGCAUGUGGUCAGACAAAAUGAAAUACGAAACAAACUUAUGCCCCUUGGCGAAUGGUUAGCUUUGAGUCACAUGAAAAGUUCACACUCAUGUACGUCUCUUACAGUUUCGCCACAAGAGUGACAACCAAGUAAACAACCGCCAGUCUCAGGUUCUCAUCAAUGGCUCGUAAGUCUGUUAGAUUUCAGCUGCAAAUAAGUGCUUACAGAUGCUGCUUCUUAAUUAUUAAAGCUGUAAAGUUAAGUUUAGGUUUUCUCAUGUUUCAAACUUUAAAUCUUUGUUUUUUUUUUAUCCUGUCUCUUUUUAUUAUCUCUGUCAGGAUACAGAGUGAAAAGUGGAUGAAUGUUCGAGUGGGUGAUAUCAUUAAACUGGAAAACAACCAGUUUGUGGCAGUGAGUGUUUCUCAAAUCUCCAUACAUGCACACACACACGCACCUCACUUAGUUUUUGCAUCUGCUGUAUACAUACUUUGUCUCUUUAGUGAUCGCCAUCUGGGCAUUACUAAUUUGCUCCUGUGCUACCUACACAUAGGAUGCUAACCUCAGCUUUUGUAUCUAUUUUCAGGCUGACCUGCUCCUCUUGUCCAGCACUGAGCCUCAUGGGCUCUGUUACAUCGAGACAGCCGAGCUGGACGGGUCAGAAAAUGCACCACACUUUGUCAUCGACUCACAGUACUUCAAAAAUCUGCAGAAGCAACAGGAUAGUCCAUCUAAACUGCUGCGUGUUAUUAUUAUCUUGCAGAGAAACCAAUAUGAAGGUGCGUCAGUCCGUCUCAGUGACAUCUGAACUCGGGAACCAGAACAACUUGGCUUCUUUUGAUGGUGAGAUUGACAAAACUGUUCUGCUGUUUAGUCCUGGUUUGGUUGUUCACGUCUCAGUAAUCUGAAGGUCAACUCCUCUCAUCCUUCACACCUUCGCUCAUAAACAAUAAACGCAAGCGAAACAUGCCUACACACAUACUUUUUUUUUCGCCCUCUCCUUCCAGCAUUGAAUGACAACCUUUUAUCACCCGCCCACUAGCACACACAGUGCAAGACCUCAUGUGUCAGCAAAGCGCGCCCCCACACACACACACACACACACACACACACACACACAUAAUUCUCACCUGCUGUAGAAAAUGCACCGCUGCAGAAAAUCAACUUACACUCAGCCUCAUAUCAAUUUACAAAAGGAGCGUGUUUCUGCAUUUGGGUUCGAGCGAUUAUGACGUGAUUUCAUAUCGUUGACUUAAUCAAUUCUCAAUAAUCAAGCGAGGGGAAUAAAACAUAGUAAAUUGUACUCUUUAAAUUUGUGUUUUUAAAGGUGAGGUUGUGUGUGAGCCCCCCAACAAUAAGCUGGAUCGUUUCUGUGGGACUCUGUACUGGAGAGACAAAAAAUACACCCUGACCAACCAGAACAUGCUCCUCCGAGGAUGUGUUCUUCGUAACACAGAGGCCUGCUAUGGCCUUGUCAUCUUCGCAGGUCUGUGUGUGUGUGGGUUCUCGUGUCUAGGUGUGUUUAAGAUGAGCGUCAAAGACCUGACUGUGCUCCUCUUCUUCUCACCCAAGGCCCUGAUACCAAGCUAAUGCAGAACAGCGGUCGCACCAAGUUUAAGCGCACAAGCAUCGAUCGUUUGAUGAACACUCUGGUCCUCUGGGUAGGACACCCCAAACCUCUCACUUUCACAUACAGUAACUAUUUCAGGACAUGAUAUCAGCAGCUUCAGUCCAGUCUCACAUAUCUGCUUUAAUAAUGUAUCCCAUCCAAACCUGGCCCUAUGAUUUCUGACUGUACAUCCAGUGACCUCACUCUUGUUCAUUCUGUCUGUCUUUGUGUCAGAUCUUUGGCUUCCUGGUGUGUAUGGGUGUUAUUCUGGCUGUGGGCAAUGCAGUGUGGGAAAGAGAGGUGGGUUCGCUGUUCCAGAGCUACCUGCCCUGGGAUCCCCCUGUGGAUAACUUCCUGUUCUCAGCCUUCCUCUCUUUCUGGUCCUACGUCAUCAUUCUCAACACCGUGGUGCCUAUCUCUCUGUAUGUCAGGUGAGGACGUGUUCAAGGGAUGAGAACUGAGAAGAUUUAUUAGUACUGAUGCGAUUGUUUAUGCUACUCAUUGAUCCAAUGGUUAAUUGAUUCCCUACACUCCCUUAUACAUAAAUCAUGACAGAUUACUCUGGUUUUUGUAUCUGGCAGUCUCUUAAAGUACACCGAACGUCUCUGUGGGAUAGAAAAGCCCCUGGAUGUCACGGAAACACAUUAAAUUAGUAUCACCAGAAAACCGUUAUUCACAAAGUGACUGUAAAUUUUUGACAAUUAAAGAAACAUUCCGGAGUUAAAAUUAAUUUAGGGUCAAACACACCGCGACACUGAGUAAGACACCCCCUCGAGAGAUGAAUGUUGCCGACUGCUUGCUUCUCUAAUUAUACCAACUUUAGUAACGACCGCAGGAUAGCAAUUCAUCUCUCGACGGGGUGUCUAACUCGGUGUCGUAGUGUGUUUGACCCUAAAUUAAUUUUACGCCGGAAUAUCCCUUUAAAUCAAUAACCAAUAAGCAAACUUGAUUGUUGAACAUCUUAGCGAAUUUAACUAAAGUCAGUAGUUGGAAGGUUCAUGUUGACAAAUGAAUUAAAUUAACAGUUAGCUCGUUUUCUGUCUGUCGUCAAAUGUGUAUAAAAUAAUAGAUCUGCUUAAAGUUGGAUGAUUUAGUCUGCUCUGUCAUUGUCUCUCACACACAUGUGUGUAUUUCAGCGUGGAGGUGAUCAGACUGGGUCACAGCUACUUCAUCAACUGGGACCAGCAGAUGUUCUGUUCACAGUGUAACACAGCAGCUGAAGCCCGGACCACCACUCUGAAUGAGGAGCUGGGACAGGUGGGCAUCUCCACUUUGACAAUGUAUACAACCUGUUUGUGGUAUUUACAUUUAGUGUGUUAUUCCUUCACCUUCUUUCAACCAAGCUGUUUACUGCAUGAAGUUAAGUUAUUUGAUUUAUCCAAAGACGCUUUUAAAAGGGCGUUUAUUUCAGUGCAGGCCUCAGUAAAAUGAAAGUCAAGCAGAAUACACCCAUGGACAAAAACGUGUCUCUAUUUAAGAGAGGAAAGCUUCAUGCAAUGAUUUUAAGAAUAUUAAUUACUCAUUGUUACAAGCAACAUUUACCUGAUUGACCUUUUUAAGCAUAUGAAUAUUGUGAAUCCCACUCCUUAACUUAUGAUAUUUGCAUCAGUGUUGUCAUUAAAGAUUCAUUCUUACCAUUCAGUUUGUUUCCUUUAGGUUGAAUACAUCUUCAGUGACAAGACUGGCACCCUUACGCAGAACAUCAUGAGCUUCAAUAAGUGCUCCAUCAAUGGACAGACUUAUGGUAAAUGCUCACAAACGUGCACUCUGCAUCGAUUUCACUCGAGUAUUCUUCCUUUGGUUACAUUGCUAGAAAAGUUUAACUUAAAAUAAACUGAAACUGAAAAUUAAAGGCACCAUAGAGUUAAACUUUAUUGCAGUGAAGUUGUUUUCACUUUCAUACAAAAAUGCCACGGCGCAGUCUCACACAUCUGUUUCUUUCAGGGGAAGUGGCAGACCCACUGGGACCUCAACCAAAAGUGAGGAGAUAAUUAUAUCCUUACUAAGACAUACUUCUACACUCAUCCAUCCACCUGUGUAUUUAAAUCAUUUUGACCUUGUCUGUUUAUCAUCAGAGAUUGGACUUUACCCCCUUCAACCCCCUGGCAGACCCUGACUUCUGUUUCUAUGACGACACUCUUCUGGAAUCAGUGAAAGUGGGAGACUCUCACACCCAUGAGUUUUUCCGCCUGCUCUCUCUCUGUCACACCGUCAUGAGCGAGGAGAAGAGUGAGGGUGAGCAUGAGGAGUCAGCGAGGGUGAAGAGCAGCUAACCCUGACUUUAACGCACCAUCUCUCUGAUAUUCAUCAUCUUCUUCUCUGUCUUCACAGGAGAGCUGGUUUAUAAGGCUCAAUCUCCAGAUGAGGGCGCUCUUGUGACAGCAGCUCGAAACUUUGGCUUUGUGUUUCGUUCACGAACACCAGGAACCAUAACCACCACGGAGAUGGGACGGCCUGUCACCUACACUCUGCUCGCCAUUUUAGACUUCAACAACAUUCGCAAGAGGAUGUCUGUUAUUGGUGCGCGGGAAUUAUGAUUUUCUAGUUUUAUAAACUGCUUUUACUGAGAGGAAAUGGUUAGUGUUAAUUCUAAAAUGAAUAUGGGGCUAAAAAACUCUAUAAUUUCAUUUUAUUUUUUAUUUUUUUUAACUGUUAAUAAUUUUCUUAUUAAAGGCUGCAGAGCAAAACUACUAGAGUCGUGUUCGGGGACAUACAACAAAGUAAAGGAUCAGCCUUAGGAGUUCGUACCUGGGACAUCAUUUUCUUUAAGACUUCAAAUUCCCAUUAUCAUAAAUAAACAUACAAAAUGUGAUCUACACCGACAAACUGACAGGAAUAGGCUCCCAUUCGUAGAUUACACUUUGUCCUUCACUUGGCGUUCUUGUGAUUGGGCUGUCAGUAAGGUGCUGGAAGUAUGCCCAGAAAUCCAUGCUAAUAAAUCACUUCUGCCCUAGCAACAACUUUGGUCUAGCAACAGGACCUCAAGGUCCAGAGCUCACAUUCAUCCGCUAGAGCCAAACAGACAUUUUUGAAGCUGAAAAGUAGGAUUUGAGGAUUAUUGACAGACUUGUGUAAAGUAUUUCCUCUUCACUACUCUCUGUUUUUUUUGUUUUUUAGUGCGUAACCCAGAGGGCAGGAUCCGUCUGUACUGUAAGGGUGCUGACACUGUGCUGCUUGAGAGACUAAACCCCAGUAACCAGGAGCUGAUGAACAUCACCUCAGACCACCUCAACGUGAGUCUCUAAACACAAAUGCUGACUCUUAUUAGCGUGGAUGGAGUUGUGCUGCCAUCUGGUGUUUACAAAAAUAUAGUGAACAGUUUUAAAAUCUCCUAAUAAGCCCUUACUCAGCUGUACUCUCCCCUGAUCGGACCAUAUCUAACAUAUCACCUUGACAUUUUGUGCUCCUGCUUCUGCAAAAUGAUUGAUUAGUAGACGGGGACAUUUCUCCAUCCCAACUCCUGACCAAAUGAUUUCAAAAUAAAAUAACAUCAAGACUUUGAAUUUGUGCCUGUGUUUUAUAAUUACAUCUCAGCGUAUGUUGGAUAAAAAUGUGUAUUUUUGGCUCUAGGAAUACGCAGCAGAUGGUUUGCGGACACUGGCGCUAGCCUACAGAGAUCUGUCAGAGGACAACUGGGAGUCAUGGUCGGAAAGUCACCGCUGUGCUGACAAGGCCACCAACUGCAGAGAGGACCGACUGGCAGCUGCUUAUGAGGAGAUAGAACAAGACAUGAUGGUUAGUGACAGUGUGCACCUCUGUGUGUGUAUGUGGACUGGACUUUUUCUCUGGGUGGAAUAUAUCCUUCCUCUCUUUAUUUGUUUGUGUGUGCAGCUCUUGGGUGCCACAGCUAUAGAGGACAAGCUGCAGGAAGGUGUCCCAGAGACCAUUGCUGUCCUCUCUCUGGCUAAUAUUAAGAUCUGGGUUCUUACCGGAGACAAGCAGGGUGAGACACACACACACACUUGAACACACAUUGUAAGAACAAAGUUUGCACACUGCUGUUUGUUACCCAGAAGCUCAUGCGGUCUAUGGUAAAUUCCAGGAACAUAUAAGUGUAUUUACACAACGGUAUGCAUUUACCAGAGAGGUCAAACAUAAAGCAGAUAGUACAUCCCCUAUGGUCAAUGUUUGCUGUAGAUUCAGCUGUCGAGAAGCUGACAGGACAGCUAAAGACUGUGAUUAUGUUGGACAGGAAAAAAGAUGUUACUCUGAAUACCAGUUGAGUAGAAUUAUUUGUCACACUGUUUUUACAGAUAAUCAAUAAGAAGGCCAGUGUGAAAGUAUUUGGAUGCUGUUGAACAUAAUAAAGCAUUAAUGCAUCAUAGCAUGGCUCCCCAAAAUAAAUGUUUGUUCAAUGCAUCACUUACACUCCAGUAAUGCUCCCUCUUCCCAUAUGUGUGUGUCUGUGUGUGUGUGUAGAAACGGCUGUCAAUAUAGGUUACUCCUGCAAGAUGCUAACCGAUGAUAUGACAGAGGUGUUCAUCAUCAGUGGACACACCGUGCAGAGUGUGCGGCAGGAGCUCAGGUCAGUCCAUCUUUCUGUCCAGCUGUUAGGUGUCUCUGUGACCAUACAGUGUGAGAGCCAUAAGAGAUCAGAAAUGAUUUAAAAUAUUAAUGCAUGCACGCCUGGAUUGAGUUUGAUGCUUUAAAUGAUGUGCAGAAAGUAUGAGACAAAACCCUUUAUCUGACAAAUGCUCUAUUUCAUUUCACUUUAAGAUCCAGUGAGGAGUUCUCAGCUGGUUUUCACACAGACCGAAACUUAGUUGGUUUCUCUUAUACCCUAAAAAGUGAAUAAAUCAAUAAACAAUGGACAGAAGGGCCCCUCUCUUAAUGGUUACAUUUAAUAUCUGAAAGCAUUGGUGGGGGAAUAGGUGUCAAACCAAGUUAAAAAUUGCACACUGCUAGCCUUUGUAGGAAUCUUCAUCUGCAAAUAAAUGUCACUGUUAGAAAGAAAAGGGGGAGAAAUAAAGGGUAAAUGGGUAAAUAAAAUAAACAAGCCAGUGGAAGUAAAGACGGCCCUGUGUUGUCUUCCUCCCUUCACCACCCGUCUUUCCUUUGUACCCUUUUCGUCUCCUUUCCCUUGUUCAUUUGUCACUCUUUAUUUACAUUUCACUCUUGGCUUUUAUGAGAAAGUAUAACAUUUAGAGCCUUCGAGUUUUGUUGAAUUGUGGUAGUUUGUCUUUUCAAGUGGAGCGUGUUAGUCAGUUCAUCCAGCCACAUCUCAGUCUUAAGAAGAAGCCUUUACACUCUUCAGUUGUAUAGUUACUCACUUCUUUGAGGUUGUAAGGCAUUGCUGUUAUUUUUGAUAGAAUGUAAAACCUACACACACCUGCUACCCUUUCAGUUUAAAUUUUCUUUUCUACUCCUUCACUUCUUAGUUUUUUCUUUUCUUUUUUUGUUUGUAUGAAUGAGUGUUUUUAAGUCCUAUUAAUUCUAAAAAUAUAUCUAAUGGCCCUUAUUUUAGAGUUAAUGUGUUUUAUUGUCACAUCCAGACACCAGGUGAUAUGUAGGUAAUUUGUGAUUGACUAUGCAGAUUUUGUGUAUAAGUUUUUUUUUCAAUUUUAAAAGAUUAUGAUCACAGAAAAAAGUCAUGUUAGUAGAAAUAUGUGGAGCACUAAUGCAACAUGUGUCAGUUUGAUUUCUUGCUUUUACAAGAAAGCCUGUCCAGAACUGAGCAGUGAUAGAUAAUUAGGGCAAAAGCAGUAAAGAAAGAUAGGUACCCCUUUGAUCACAGGAGGCACCUUCACUGACACAAUAAUAAUAAUUCUUGAUUUGUGAUUCUUGAUUUGUUUCUCUUAUUUACAGCCAUGUUGUGCUUGAAUUCUGUUCUUGUGCUGCAUACAAGCCAAGCUAAUGCUGAAUUUUUCUUCCUUCUCCAGGGGAGCCAGAGAGCGCAUGAUCGAGCUAUCAAAAGCCAGAGAUGGAGGUAAACAAGAGGGAAUGGAGGGAUGGGGAGAAGCGUGUUUCACGAGUUACGGGCUCAGAGAAGGACAAGAAGGAGGUGAUGCUGGAGGGAAACAGCUGGGGUGUCCUCCGUCUUCCCCACCGCCACCGCCACCUCCUCCUACUCCACCUCCCUCAUACCUCAUGGACAGCAUCUCUGGAGAGUUUGCCCUUGUAAUCAACGGCCACAGCCUGGUAUGAAUAACAGACACACACACAUGUACAGUCCAGGCUGCUGAGAGUUAAACUGUCAACUGUCAGGAAAUUGUGAGCUGCCAGGAAUGUGCAAUUUGCAAAACACAUAUUCUCUAUUGCAGUAUGUGCCUUCCACAGCUGUAACUCUGACCCUGUUGGAUUAACCCUCAAACUUGUUUAUUCUCUUCCCUGAACUCCUGUAGGCCCAUGCACUGGAGGCAGACAUGGAGGCGGAGUUUGUGUCGACAGCGUGUGCGUGCAAAGCUGUGAUCUGCUGCAGAGUGACCCCGCUGCAAAAAGCUCAGGUGGUGGAGCUCAUAAAGAAACACAAGAAGGCCGUCACCUUGGCUAUAGGAGACGGAGCGAACGAUGUUAGCAUGAUCAAAAGUGAGUAGUCAAGCAUGAACGCGAGAAGGAGAUUGGUUCUGGGAAGGAGGCGGGGUAGUGAAUAGAUUAGAAAGAAGAAAAAAAGAGGAGUAUCGGUUGCCAUGUGGGUCCACCUAUCUUAAACAGAUCCUCAGCAGACGUAGAGAAGAGGUUGUUUAUCUACAUGAUGUUCAUAGUGAUGAAAGCUGUGGGGAAAUGUGUGUUGCAGUACAUGCGAUGUCCUCAUCCAGUCAGGAACUGGUUGCUUGGCAGCUCCAACGCUGAGAGCAUGCCACUGGCCUCUCAACUAACCUCAGACUGUGUAAACAGUCUCUGUUUGAAGUGAUAUCAACGAAUGUGUAGUAAAGACACCAAAAGAUUCAGAACAAACAUAAGUGCUGAGGUAAAAUUUGAGAAGGUGUGAUUAAAAAUAACUUUGACGUGAACCCAGUUUAAUUGAAAUAGUGCAGGAAUAAAAAAACGUGGAUUGUUAGAUUUUAACUCAAAGCAUACAACAUUAAGUCUAAAGGUGGUCAAAGGUUAAACAGACUCUCUGUCCUUCAGCUGUUUAAGGUUAGAUUUUUGUUUGCUUAAAGCUGCUGUAAGGGAAACCAAAGGACAAAACUGUUUGCUCAGCUAUUAACCCCGGGGUUCUGCUUCCCUCUGUGUUUGUAAUAUUCAGAGUUUUGAAAGUUUUGAGUCAUCUUACACGACUGUCUGUUAACGUCAUAGGGACAAGUGCAUUUUCCGUGCACGAGAUGGCUUAAUUUCUUACAUGUUUUUAUGCAAGAGGUUCAGAGCUGAGCAGAAGUGGAGGACCUGACAGGGUGGGGUCGAUCACUUCCUGUGAAAAACAAAUCUAAAGACUCACUACUCCAGAUUUUUUACUCACACAUUCAACUCGAGAGAUGAAUGUUGCCGACCGCUUGCUUCUCUAGUUAUACCAACUUUUGUAAUGACUGCAUGAUAGCAAUACAGAGAGCCACACACUCAACCAGAACACCACUCUAUAGCCACAAAUAAUGCUCAGAACAACACCUAACUUCAUCAAUAGUACAUAUAGGGUCCCAGCCACAGUACUUGCCACCAAACAUCUUUUUAACUUUGCCUGAUUUCUUUAGCAAAGAGACUAAACACAACUCACCCACUCUCUUCCAGCAGCCGCUUGUUUGUACAGAGACCUCCGGGCGAGUCCAUCGACUGCUGCGGGGUGACGCAAUGGACUCGCCCGGAAACAAGUAUAAAUGCAAUCUUCAUCGCACAGGGGUGAAUGAAAUUUCAUAUUUGAAUCACUUUUCACUUUCCUCCCUGUUGUUAUUUCUAACAGGUGCUCAUAUUGGAGUCGGUAUCUCAGGUCAGGAAGGGAUUCAGGCUGUUCUGGCCAGCGACUACUCCUUCUCCCAGUUUCGUUUUCUGCAGCGCCUCCUGCUGGUACAUGGCCGCUGGUCUUACUUGCGCAUGUGCAGAUUCCUCUGCUACUUCUUCUACAAGAACUUUGCCUUCACCAUGGUGCACUUCUGGUUCGGCUUCUUCUGUGGCUUUUCUGCACAGGUCAGAGGGUGGAUGUCAUGAUGAUAUAUUUGCUGUCAAAGUCAGGAGUAGAGAGGGUGAAGUAACCGUUUUCACAUUUUCUUCAUCUUAUAUGUCCGUCUUCUCUUUCUUGCAGACAGUUUAUGAUCAGUACUUCAUCACUCUCUACAACAUUGUCUAUACCUCCCUCCCUGUGCUGGCCAUGGGGAUAUUUGAUCAGGUCUGUUUGAAUGAUGAUCACACAUGCUAUAAAUUUGUCAAAGAUCAGAGGGAUGCAAGAUAAAAGAUAAAAACGAUAGAGAUGGGGUUAUUCUGGAGCAAGAAAAGUACUAGAUAUUUUUGAAGAUAAAGUUUAACAUUCAUGAAGAUGUAAUUUUGCGUCUGUGGCUCAAAUUCAAGGAAACGUCUGGUAGUUUUAUCCUUUUCUGUUUAUUCAUUACCUCACAAUCUUAGGUACAACGUUUUUAUUUCAAAGUGAAGUACAGAAGAUAACUAGAUAGAUAGAUAGAUAGAUAGAUAGAUAGAUAGAUAGAUAGAUAGAUAGAUUUCCAUGGUUACGACUCACCCUCGCUCACUCCUCUCCCUCUUUCUGCAGGAUGUUCCUGACCAGAGGAGUCUGGAGUAUCCUAAACUGUAUGAGCCCGGGCAGCUCAAUCUCCUCUUCAACAAGAGAGAGUUCUUCAUAUGCAUCGCGCAGGGCAUCUACACAUCAGUGGUGCUGUUUUUUGUCCCGUGUGCUGUUCUGUCAGACGCCACCCAGAGCACCGGUGUGCCCCUCGCUGAUUACCAGACCUUUGCAGUCACCACGGCAACAGCUCUGGUCAUUGUGGUGAGUGUGCAGGUGAGUGAAUUCUGAGUUUACUUCAAACCAUGUAACUUCUUGCACUUUUGUUUCACCGUUGUUCAUUCACGAUGAUCCUCUGCUGUCUCUCAUUUGUGUGUGUGUCUUCUAGAUUGCUCUCGACACGGGUUUCUGGACGGUCAUCAACCACAUUUGUGUGUGGGGCUCUCUUGGCUGCUUCUUUGCCAUCAUGAUCGCUCUGCACAGUCAGACCCUCUUCAGGAUCUUCCCCAACCAGUUCAGCUUCAUAGGUCGGUCCCACUCAUUUCCUGUCUGUUGAUAUGCAUACUCAUACAGACACACACAUACACUAGAGCCAUUUGUUACAGUUCAUAUUACAAAGUGAAAAAAGAAGAAAAUUUAUGGUACCACUAGACACUGCAGGAAAAGAAGAGAUGAGAUAAAACUGAGAAGAAAAUAGAAAAAUCUUCAGAUAAAGCAAAAAAGAGGAAUAUUGCUGAUGAUACUGAAAGUAAAUACUACAGAUCAGGACAGGGACGAUAUGCUUUUCUCCCGAUUCGAUUCUUCUACGAUUUUUUGGAUGCCUCGUCGAUUUAAAUCGCGAUUCUACGAUAUUGUCGAUUUCCCCGAUUUUUAGUCUGCAAUUUUAACACUAGUGAAACAGUUGAAAGUUUAUGAUUGUCUACUGACUAUUCCAGAAACCAUAUUUCCCCAAAAAAGUACACAUCACAUGUUAGUCAGGUUUUAAGAUAUAUUCUUGAAUUUAAAAAACAUAAAAUUGAACAUAAAGAUUGAUUAAAAAAUUGUAAAACAAAAAAUCGCGAUACUUAUGUGAAUCAAUCUAUUCUCCUACCCUUACUCCAGAUGGUGUUGAGAACUUAAGAUAAAGUUGCUUUACAACUAUUUGGCCGUUACAGUGGGUUUAAAAUAAGUGUAUGAAGGUUGGAUCAGGGAAACCUAAAACAAAAACCAAUAUUAAAAUUCAACUAUUUAAACAUUUAUGAACUAUUCCCUUAUACAAGUAGAUGUCAAAAGCUUAAUUGUGACACAUGACUCAUUAGUAUACUUGUUGGACUCUGAUCUGCCACUGUUAUCCCAAGCACAUAUUUUAGAGAUCUCUGAAGAUGUUUGUGUUGUAAUAAAUACUCCAAGUUCCUCAAAUAAAUUUUCUCACGUUUUUUGUUUUUGUCUGUUUUCUGUGUAUUUGUAAGCACAGGUAGUGCUCAGAUCACGUUGUUGCAACCUGUCGUGUGGUUAACUAUUGCACUGGCAACAGCAAUAUGCAUAGUUCCAGUUUUGGCAUUCCGCUUUCUCAAGGUGGACCUUAAGCCUCAGCUUUCAGACACGGUGAGAAAACACACGCAAACACGUAUGUGUUCAUCCUCUUCAUUGCAACAUCUUCCUAACAUGUCAGUCGGAAACAAAUCUCAGCCUCAUGGUUAAGUGCAUGCAUGCAUGCAUACAGUUAAUUCAAGUAAAUGGGUUUAUGCUUAACACCAGAGCCCUGAUGCACCGCAAACACUCUGCAAAUAUUGACUCUAGUGUGUCCAGAUGACCCUAGCAGUUUUUAGUGCACGGGUGAAAGCUCAGUGUGUAGCCUUGUGAGUCAGAGUGUCUCUAACUUGCUGCAUCCAACUGAAGCGGCAGUCAAAGUAGUGUGACAAAGUUCCUUUUUUUGAUGGGGUUGCAGUUUCUGUUGCGUGUUGCUAUUCUGGGUAUACAUUUGAGUAAAACAGAGAAUAUAACAAUGAAAGGCUCAAAAAAAAUCCCCUUUGUGGGAGCUUGUUCUCUCGGUCUAACCUAAAAUAAUCAAGGCGGGAAAAAAGGGGAAAAGUUACUUCUGUAAAUUAGCUUGUGAACUCUGCUUGUACUGGUUUAUAUGCUGGGAAUAAGCUCAAAUGAUGGCUAAGAAUCAUCUAGUGUCCCCUUUGCCACAUGAGAUAACACAGUAAGACAUAGUGCUUCAUUUAUAUUAGCAAAGUGGGGCAUUUGGUAACUCUCUUCUCUGUUCCCUCUGUAGGUGCGUUACACUCAGCUCGUGCACCAGAAGAAGAGAAAGCCUGUAAGUCGUGGCGUGGAAAGGGGAUGGCGUGGCACCAAUAGUGUGUCAGAGGGCCGUCUGGGUGCUCGUGGUGGUUCCAGGAGGUCAGGCUACGCUUUCGCUCACCAGGAAGGAUUUGGAGAGCUGAUCACCUCAGGGAAGAACAUGCGGCUCUCGUCUCUGGCCCUGGCCACCUUUGCUUCCAGACACAGCUCCAGCUGGAUCGACACACUCCGCAGGAAAAAACACACUCACACUCCUCCCAGUGCCUCUGGUGAGAGCAGCCCAGCUCCCAGUAGUGUAUCUGGGUCAGCUCCACCGCUCUCAAACUCCUCCUCUGUCCUUGGUGGCUCACAAGACACACCCAUCGAGGAGGAAACUGGCACAGCAACAGCCCAAAAAUCACAGACGGUUCUCACUCCAUCUGCACAAACCAGACCAGCUCCAGCAUCUGAUUCAGAAGACCCCGUAUCUCAGACACCCUGUGUUGGUGUCCUCACAGCAACAGCAGUGAGAGCUCACGGGGGAGACUCACCUGGAGGCUGGACAAUCACUCUGGGUACUGUGCAGGUGAGCUACUUUUGUCCCCCUUUUACAUUAUAUCCCAUUUGAAACCAUACGCAUGGACUUAAUGUUUGGUCCUCCUCUUUCCAAUAGGAAGCUCUGUUUGGUUGGAGGGCUCGUGCCGUUACCUCCAACAACCAAGCUUCUCCAGCCAAGGAUAUCAACCAGAUGGAGGCAAAUCUUGGACAUGAAUAG
Molecule: messenger RNA, 19950 nt
Organism: Xyrichtys novacula (pearly razorfish)
Lineage: Eukaryota; Metazoa; Chordata; Actinopteri; Labriformes; Labridae
Source: the annotation of a GenBank genome assembly